AUUAGAUAUUUUCCUUUAGAUCUACAGUACCUCAACGUAAUAAUGGCAACUCCCUCAGCAGUCAGCACUCAUUUACACCGUCAGAUCUCAACAUAUCUCGAUCUGAAACAAUCCAUCAUACACAAACUUCCAUACAUCGCAACACAGUAAUAAAUCCCAAAGCCCUAACUGUUUACAAUAAUUAGCUUCGUUGUCUUCUUUAUUCCAAAAGAUUUGCAGAUUAUUUUGACAAAGCCCAAAAAAAAAAAAAAAAAAAAAAAUCCGAAAUGGAAAACGUGAGUAAUGGAUUUGUCAUCAUUCAUUCUCACCGUCCUUAAUCUCUGAAAGUUGAUUUCGAAUUUUGAGGAAGUUAUGGCUAGUUCGAAGAGAGUACCGUGCGAUUUCUGCGGCGAGAGAACGGCGGUUUUGUUUUGUAGAGCCGAUACGGCGAAGCUGUGUUUGCCUUGUGAUCAGCACGUGCACACAGCGAAUCUCUUGUCGAGGAAGCACGUGCGAUCUCAGAUCUGCGAUAAUUGUGGUAACGAGCCAGUCUCUGUUCGGUGCUUCACCGAUAAUCUCAUUUUGUGUCAAGAGUGUGAUUGGGAUGUUCACGGAAGCUGUUCAGUUUCCGAUGCUCAUGUUCGAUCCGCCGUGGAAGGUUUUUCCGGUUGUCCAUCGGCGUUGGAGCUUGCUGCUUUAUGGGGACUUGAUUUGGAACAAGGGAGGAAAGAAGAAGAGAGUCAAGUUCCGAUGAUGGCGUUGAUGAUGGAGAAUUUUGGGAUGCAGUUGGAUUCAUGGGUUUCGGGAUCUAAUGAAUUGAUUGUUCCCAGUGAUACGAUGUUUAAGAAACGUGGAUCUAGUUGUGGGAGGUAUAAGCAGGUGUUGUGUAAACAGCUUGAGGAGUUGCUUAAGAGUGGUGUUGUUGGUGGUGAUGAUGAAGAUGGUGAUGGUGACCGUGACCGUGACUGUGACCGUGAGGGUGAUUGCGAUGGAGAUGGAGAAGCAGGAGAGGGGCUUAUGGUUCCGGAGAUGUCGGAGAGAUUGGAAUGGUCAAGAGAUGUAGAGGAGAUGAAUGGCGGAGGAGUUAACCAGCAACCUUUGCAGUGGAAUGCUACUACUAAUCCUAGUGGUGGCCAGAGUUCUCAGAUAUGGGAUUUUAACUUGGGACAGUCACGGGGACCUGAGGACACUAGACGAAUGGAAGCUGCGGAUGUAACCAAAGGUGCUGCUUCAUUCACAAUCAACAAUUUUGUUGACCAUAUGAAUGAAACUUGUUCCACUAAUGCGAAAGGUGUCAAAGGGAUUUGCAAGGAUGACUACAAGCGAUCAACUUCAGGCCAGGUACAACCAUCAAAAUCUGAGAGCAACAAUCUUCCAAUUACCUUUGGCUCAGAGAAAGGUUCGAACUCCUCCAGUGACUUGCAUUUCACGGAGCAUAUUGCUGGAACUAGUUGUAAGACCACCAGACUCGUCGCAACUAAGGCUGAUCUGGAGCGGCUGGCUCAGAACAGAGGAAAUGCAAUGCAGCGUUACAAGGAAAAGAGGAAGACACGCAGAUAUGAUAAGACCAUAAGGUAUGAAUCGAGGAAGGCAAGAGCUGACACUAGGUUGCGUGUCAGAGGCAGAUUUGUGAAGGCUAGUGAAGCUCCUUACCCUUAAGUCUCUUCACAUAGGUUUCCUUUUAGCUACAAAGUUAGUUACUUUUUUUACUUCCACUGCCUCGUAAAUGUAUAGACGGGUCUUGUUUCAUUUGGCCGCCCUUUUCUGUUUUUUUGCCUUAUCUGGCUCCUUUAUGUACCUUGGAAUCUUAUCUAGUUGAAAAAGGAUUGUAACCUUCUAGAAAGCAAUAUUCUGUUGACUGUAUAUACUUGUCUAUCCAAGCA
Molecule: messenger RNA, 1862 nt
Organism: Arabidopsis lyrata subsp. lyrata
Lineage: Eukaryota; Viridiplantae; Streptophyta; Magnoliopsida; Brassicales; Brassicaceae
Product: zinc finger protein CONSTANS-LIKE 15
Exons: 4
Coding region: 352-1638 (428 amino acids)
Molecular function (GO): zinc ion binding; protein binding
Source: RefSeq, a predicted model, not a curated record